Phytophthora nicotianae INRA-310 is the source of this 2091-nucleotide messenger RNA. RefSeq lists its product as hypothetical. The transcript has 2 exons. Lineage: Eukaryota; Oomycota; Peronosporomycetes; Peronosporales; Peronosporaceae. Bases 25 to 1866 code for a protein of 613 amino acids. The record is from RefSeq and is a predicted model, not a curated record.
GAAAAAAGAACGAACUGGUUUGAAAUGGAUGAGAACAAGCGGCAGCCGGAGGAGCACGAGGUUUUGGCCGAGAUCCACUCGGUCAUUUCCAACAAUCCCGAAUUCGGCUCCAAGCGCGUUGCCAGCAGCAUCAAGAGCAGCAAUCCGGACUGGCACAUAGGCGACAAGCGAGUGAACAAGCUCUUGAAAAAGUAUAAAUCUUCAAGCAGUAUGAACAGCAACGACACUGGCAGCAGCCCGUGGAACGUGGCACCCGCCGCCACCAGUACCAGCCCCGAGACCGCGAGCCCGUGGGCUGUGUCCCCCUUCCAGACCAGCAACCCGUUCAAGUCCCCCGAGGUGCAGUCUCCUCCCGCCGAGACGGAGCCUGAGCCGGAUGUCGUCAGUUCUGCCGUGACGAAGGACCUGCCGGCCAAGGAGCCGGUAUCGUCGGCUUUCUCGUCAGCCUUCGAGCCUGAGAAAGACGAAGCCCCCGCGUCAUCUGCCUGGACGGCGGCGCCUGUGCAGGCUGAGGAGAUCGCGCAGACGUCACCGUGGACAUCGGCGGCGACGGAGACUUCGGAACUGGUGCAAGAGACUGUUGAGAAGCCCACGGAGAAGACACCUCAGCCCGUGGUGGAGAAGGUUGCUGCACCCGUUGAGAAGGAAGUUGUGUCUGAAGUGCGUGAGGAAGUCGUAGAGAGGGAGGCGGAGCCGGAAACUCAGGAGCAGGUUGAGGAGAUUACGUCGAGUGCGUGGACGACUGCUCCUGCGCAGGAGGAAUCUGCUGCGAGUGCGUGGACGACGGCUCCUGUUCAGGAGACCCCCAAGCCUGUUGUCGAGGAGACUGAGCCUGCAGUUGAAGAGGUCGCUGUGGAGGAGGAAGCUCCAGUUGUUGAAGAAUCCACUGCUAUUGAAGAGCCAGUGAAGGAGUCCGUCGAGGAAACGGUUGCUCAUGUUGAAGAGGUUGUCGUCCCGCGCGAGAAGGAACAGGAGCAGGCUGCGACUUCUAGCGCAUGGACAACAACACUUGUGCAGGAGGAGCCUGUGAGCGCUUGGACCACGGCACCUGUGAAGGAAGAACCUGCUGUUAACAAACCUGUAGUGGAGGAGGUUGAGAAGGUUGCUGAGGAGCCUUUCCAGAAGGAGACCACACCUGUUGUGACUGAGCCAGUGGUGGAACCUGUGGAGAAGGUGGAGGAAGCGCCUGUUGCUAGCCCGUGGACGUCUGCACCGGUGCAUAAAGCAGUGGAAUCUGCUGCGCCUGUGCCGGAGAAGGUUGCAGAAGUCGCUGAGACCGUUAAAGAGCCUGUCAAGGAGACACCAGCGCCGGUUGUGGAGGAGCCUGCCGUCGUGGAAGAGACCCCGGCAAUCAGUGCCUGGAACACGACGCCCGUGGAAGUCGUGGAAAAACCUGCAGUGGUGAAGCCGGUUAAGGAGGAAGUCGCUGCAGUUGUCGAGGAAGUAGCCGCCCCCGUUGCAGCGGUUGCUGUUGUCGAGAAGGAGGUGCCGGCUGCGUCUUCGGCAUGGAACACAACUCCGGUGCAGGAGGAAGUGAAGGCUGUUGUUGUCGAAAAGAUUGAGACUGUGAAGGAAUCCGCUGCCGAGCCGCAGAAGGAGUUUGUCGUGAAGGAGACAGUAGCUGAGACCAAGGAGAGUUCUGCAUCGGCCGUCAAGGAGGUCGUCGUGGCUACUGAGGCCGUGGUUGAGGACGCCAAGAUUGACAAGAAGGCCAUUGCGAACGCAUUCGAUGGUGUGUCCAGCUACAAGGUAGACAGCGUGGUCAAGGUCAAGAAGGUUCCAAGUGUCGAGGCCGCCGCCGCCAAGUCGGCCGACGCACCUGGCGCGUGUGGCGCCUGCGGAAUCGCUAGCUGCGUUGUCAUGUAGUUUGCUUCGUUUUGCUUUGGUAGCGUGUCAUGCGGCGAUCGUAGUGCAGCGCUCGUGCUCUAGAGGCGCCUCAUGCGUCUCGAGGCGAGACGCGUCCAUAAGAAUAAGAUCCAUUCUCGUUUUUAGCCAGAUUUGCUCUGACGUGGCGUCAAUGGCCUUGGAUACAUGUACGGUCUGACUGGCUUCAACAUGGAUUUUAGCCUCUAUAAAGACAUAAACAACCCG